Schistocerca americana (American grasshopper) is the source of this 1647-nucleotide messenger RNA. RefSeq names its product esterase FE4-like. Bases 1 to 1647 code for a protein of 548 amino acids. The transcript has 11 exons. The record is from RefSeq and is a predicted model, not a curated record. Lineage: Eukaryota; Metazoa; Arthropoda; Insecta; Orthoptera; Acrididae.
AUGGAAGAGUUUCAAGAUAAAAUUAAUGAAUUUAGAAUGAAUGAAAUGGAGGCAAUGGGCCAAGAGUAUGUGACAGUGGAAACGCAGGAAGGUACACUGAGGGGUCUGAUGACAGAGACGUACACUAACGUAGCCAUGUACAAGUUUGAAGGCAUUCCGUAUGCAGAACCACCAAUUGGAGAUCUCCGUUUCCAGCCGCCGGUGCCGAAAGCAGCGUGGUCUGGUGUUCGGGACGCCUUGCAGGUGGGAUCCAAGUGCCCACAGUACAGGGAUAACGAGGUGUCCGGUGACGAAGACUGUCUGUACCUCAACGUCUAUGGACCAGGGGAUGCCUUACAAAAUGCAACUCUGAAACCGGUGAUGGUUCGGAUUCACGGUGGAUGCUUUACAGGAGGAUACGGUCACGGAACUAUACCUAACUACUUCGUGGACAACGAUGUCGUAAUUGUCAGCAUAAAUUAUCGUCUGGGACUACUAGGUUUCCUGAGUACCGGCGAUGAGGUGGUCCCUGGGAACAUGGGUCUUAAGGACCAGACAGAGGCUCUGCGUUGGGUACAGAGGAACAUAGCGGCGUUUGGUGGAGAUCCAGAUAGAGUAACCAUCUUCGGACAAAGUGCUGGAGGGGCAUCUAUUCAUUACCACAUCCUGUCUCCCAUGAGCAAAGGUCUUUACAAGAAUGCUAUAGCAAUGAGUGGGUCAGCACUAAAUCCGUGGGCAUUUUCUAGGAAUGCAACAGACAGAGCAAUACGGUUUGCUCAACAUUUAGGAUACACAGGGAAAACUUCUAACGACCUACUAAAGUUCCUAAAAGAUGUGGACGCAUACACACUCGUGUUGGACGAAAAGACUGCUCUUUCGGAAGAGCCCGGAGGCUACGGGAAAGCUUUUGGGUUACUCAUCUCCCGUAAAUUGUCGGUCGUCGGCUUCGACAGAUUGUUCGUCUACACACCAGAUGCAGUCAGCUUAGACAAAGGUACACAAGAGUGUGUCGAGCACCAUCAGGUUAACUCUCUCUUUUUUACAGCUGGAGGACAAUUAUCAACAGAAGCAGCAAUAAAGAAUCUCAACGACAACUUCGAUGAAAUAGUGGGGAACGAUCUACGACUUCCGACAAAGGAGGAACAACAGGAAGGUGCUGAAUCAAUUAAAAAAUGGUACUACAACGGCAGCGACAUCACGCUGAAGGACAACUACACCACCGCUCUGGCUCAAGAGUAUGUAACAGUGGAAAUACAAGAGGGCACCCUGAGGGGUCAGAUGUCGAAAACAUGGACAGACAUUCCCAUGUUCAUGUUUCAAGGUAUUCCAUAUGCUGAACCACCAGUGGGAGAUCUUCGCUUCCAGCCACCAGUGAGUAAAGCUGCUUGGUCUGGCGUUAGAGAUGCACUGGCGGUAGGAUCGAUGUGUCCUCAACUUGACAACAAUGCAGCGUCUGGGGACGAGGACUGCCUCUACCUGAAUGUCUUUGGUCCAGAGACAGCCCUGCAGAAAGAAGAACUUAAACCUGUAAUGGUAUGGAUCCACGGUGGAUGUUUCACAUCAGGCUAUGGUCAGGGCGCGACACCUAAUUACUAUGUGGACCAAGACGUCAUCCUCGUCAGCAUAAACUAUCGUCUCGGACUGUUGGGUAACAAAUAUUUUUAUUGA